CUCCCACACUAUGAGAUGAUACUUCUUCUACUGAGCUAUCCUCAAAUUUAUAAACUGCACCUGCAAGUUUCAAUGGAGAAGUUACUAGAAGAGAAUCAUUUUCUUCAAAUCUCAUCAAGUUAACGAUCUCUGGGGUGACCCAAUGGCAACAUUAUUGCAUCGUUAAGCAUCAUUUUUCUACAAAUUUUUAAGUUUUAGAUAGUAAGUAAAGCAAGUUUUCCUUUGUUUUAUGGUUGGUGGUCCCUGGGACUGCACCAGGAGCCUAUAAAAAGAAGUUGCUUCUUGAAAGUGGCUUAUGGUGUUCGACCAAAGUAGAAUAAAAAAAUUAAACCAAUCAAUAAUUAGAAGAAAAAAACAACAACAAAAGACGACAAAAUGGAAGCAAAACCAAUAGAGCUCCUUCUUGAAAGAUGUUAUGGUGGCCGACAAAACUAGAAUAAUAAUAAUAAAAAAAAACAAACUAAUAAUUGUAAUAUAAGAAUAAAAAGAAAGAAAAGAGUUACAAUUCGUUUACUGUCCAAGAAAAAGAGAAGAAGAUAUGGCGUUGACAGAGGCUGUUGUUUCGUUUGUGAUUGAAAGGCUUGCAAACUUGCUACUAAAUGAAGCUAAAUUCUUGUGUGGAGUGAAAGACCAAGUCGAAGAUGCAAAGACCAAGCUGCUGUGGAUGCGCGCUUUCCUAAAAGAUGCUGAUGCUCAUGUCAGAGAUGGUGAUGAGAGAGUGCGCCUUUGGGUUGUCCAAGUCAGCGAUACUUCUUAUGAUUUGGAGGAUGUUAUUGAAACUUAUGUCUUCAAAGUGGCUUCUAAGAAGGAAGGUAUCAUAAGUAUUGGCUGGAAUAGAGGAACUGAGCUCCAUAAAGUUGGAUCAAAGAUUGAGAAGAUCUCAUCAGAAAUUGCUUCUUUGACAUCAAAUUUACAAACAUAUGGCAUAAGAGAAUUAAGGGCCAAGGAGUUAGGUGAAACUUCAUCGAACAACAUCCAGUGGCAGAGAGAGUUGAGACGAUCUUACUCUCAUGUUGUGGAGAAUCUUGUUGUUGGAUUCGACAAAGACAUCGAAGAAUUGGUAACCCUUUUGACCUCGAAAGAGAAUGCUCACAGGCAUAGGGUAAUAUCUGUAUGUGGGAUGGGUGGUGUGGGGAAGACUACCCUUGCAAGAAGGGUUUAUAAGCAUCCUCAUGUCAGGUGUCACUUUGAUUAUUUUGCUUGGGCCUCAAUAUCUCAGCAAUGUGAUCCACGAGACAUAUGGGAAGAAAUUUUGAUAGGUUUGACUUCUCCAACCGAGAACCAAAGAAAAGCAAUCAAAAGCAUGAGGGAUAGUGAAAUAACAAAGGAGCUUUACAACCUUCAAACACAGAAGAAAUGUUUGGUACUCCUUGAUGAUAUUUGGACCACUUCAACUUGGGAUCGUCUGAAAGCUGCGUUCCCUCUAGGCGAAACUCACAGCAAGAUUUUACUCACUACUCGGGUAAAGAAUGUUGUUUUGCAUGCGGAUCAAAAUGGUUACAUCCAUGAAACUCAGUGUCUCAAUGAGAAUGACAGCUGGGAGCUGUUUCAGAACAGAUUUUCAUGUUUUGGAAGGCAUCCAACUGAUAAUGGAAGAAUGGAAGUACUAGGACGAGAGAUGCUUAGACACUGCUCUGGUUUGCCAUUAGCCAUCAUCGUGCUUAGUGGGCUUCUAUCCACAAAACACACAGUUAAUGAGUGGGAGGAGAUGAAAAGAAAUGUAACAAAGUACAUAACUAAAGGCAGAGACCAUGGUGGCUUAGAAUACGAUGGUGUUUCAUGGGUGUUAGGUUUGAGUUACGAUGAGUUGCCAUUUUACUUAAAGCCUUGUUUUUUAUACUUGGCUUGUUACCCUGAAGACACUGCAAUACAAGUAAGAGAAGUUUGCCAUAUGCUGAUUGCAGAAGGUUUUGUGUCACCAAGAGGAAGUUCAAGACGAACUUUUGAGGAUGUGGCAUAUGAUUGCUUGAGUGAGUUGGUGGAGAGGAGCAUGAUUCAUGUAGAGAAGAGGGGUUUAACUGGAAGAAUGAAAACAUUUCGCAUUCAUGAUCUCAUGCGAGAUUUGUGUCUGUCUAAAGCUCAGGACAACAAUUUUCUUCAUUUUAUUGAAUUGAAAAAUAGAGGGUUGGAAGAGUCAGUAGAAUAUGUAUCUACACAUGUAAGGAGAGUUGCCAUUUAUAUUGAUAAUGAUCAUGAUGAUCAUUUUGUUCAAUUUGUUAAGAAUACAAAUGGCCGACUUAGGUGUCUUAGUGUAGAUACAACAAGAGAGUUUUAUUCCACCAAACAAGUAUUGAGACAAGUGUUCCAGUGCUUUCUCAUGCUUCGAGUUUUAAAACUAAGUUUCCUUUCGCCUAACACCGUGGAGUUGCCUAAAGAAAUUGGUAAGCUUCUUCACUUAAGAUUGUUUAAAAUUAGUGGUGGAAAAUUGGAAAAGAUCCCAUCUUCUAUUGGCAAUUUGAAAUCACUGCAGACUUUAAAGUUAGAUAGUGCUGCAGCCAUGAAUAUGAAAGUACCAAAUGUAAUGUGGAAGUUGGAACAAUUGAGGCAUUUAUGCUUGCCUACUCCUUAUGGAGUAGAACUUGGUACAUGGUUGAGGUUACCUUAUCCUAGUAAUUUACAGACAUUGACAGGUGUUCUAACUAAGUACCUUGACAGGAAUGAUUUUCUGCAUUUGGUGAAUCUCAGGAAGUUAAAGAUUGAUGUGGAAAGAAACUUGGGGAGAAUUUACCACCAUUCCUCAACUGCCAAGUUCAAUCGUCUUCAGAAUUUACAAGUAGUUAGUAGGGAAUACAACAUAAGAGUAGAUAUUGUUCCUAUGAUAUUAAGUUACCCUGAAAUUUACAAGCUUAAACUGUGGUUGCGUAUAGUAAACUUACCAGAAGACAACCAAUUCUCCCCAAACCUUAUCAAGAUAGAGUUGCGUAGAUGUUGUCUUAGGGAUGAUCCAAUGCCAACCUUAGAAAAGCUACCAAAUUUAAGAGUACUUUUCUUUUAUUAUGGUAGCUUUGAGGGGAAUGAGAUGGUGUGCUCAGAAGGAGGUUUUCCUCAACUUGAAUCUCUUCAGUUUAAAGGUCUUUCUGCUUUAAAAGAGUGGAAGGUGGAGGAAGGAGCCUUGUCUCGUCUUCGCUUUUUGUGGAUUAAUCAUUGCCCGAGAUUGAGGAGAGUUCCGGAUGGAUUAAGAUACAUGACUAUGCUUCAGGAAUUGAAGAUUCAAAGCAUGCCUAGGAUAUUCAAAGAAAGGGUGAAGGAAGGAGGAGAGGAUUUCUACAAAGUCGAGCAUGUUCCAUCACGUGUAUUUCUCUAGUGAUGAUUAAGCUGCAAUGGCACUGCCUCCUCUAUCCAUUUGAGGGGAUUUAGGAGUCUGCAAAUCUUUCAUCCAAAUGGGACCUCAGGGAGCUCUUGGUGCAACAGAGCUGCUAUGGCCUUUCUCAGAGAUAUACAUGCUUUAGUUAUGUGUGUUCUGUGGGACUGUCAUAUCAUAUUGAACAUAAUAUAUAUAUAUAUAUAUAGCAUACUUUAUUCAUGAGAAUGGAAAAAACAUUACAGUGUUAUUGUUCUUUAAUGCUGUGUGAUUAAACACAUGCCUAGGCCUUCUGUAUUUCUUGAUGUUGUAACUAGCACAAGAAGUGUAUAUAUGAAUAUGGUGAAAAUGGUGAUUAUCUCAUGUUCU
This is a messenger RNA of Humulus lupulus (European hop), 3670 nucleotides long. RefSeq names its product putative disease resistance protein At1g50180. Gene Ontology annotation, biological process: defense response to other organism. Gene Ontology annotation, molecular function: ADP binding. The record is from RefSeq and is a predicted model, not a curated record. Bases 539 to 3304 code for a protein of 921 amino acids. The transcript has 3 exons. Lineage: Eukaryota; Viridiplantae; Streptophyta; Magnoliopsida; Rosales; Cannabaceae.